AUAUGGUUUAUGGGAGGGAUACAGUGAUUUACAUCCAAUAAAUGACCAAGUUUUCACUGUGGGUAUCAAUGAUCCGAAAAAAGAUUGGUUCUUUGCUCAAGUUUGCAGGUUUGUACUUGCAACCCAUCAUAUAUAAUGACAAGAUGAACGUUAAAAUACACUUGACGGUGACUGCUGCUAUUCUGUAGAAGAGGGGAAGAUGGUAAGUUUGUUGCAACAACAUGGAGUAUUAAGUUCAACAUGACAUCAUUAACCGAAGGAACUUACCGGCUGAGGUUGGCGAUUGCAUCCGCCACACGCUCGGACUUGAAGAUCAAUGUCAACUCAAUGGGGUCGGAGUCGUCACUGGUUUUCCAGCUGAUGAAUCUGGGAAUGGAUAACACAGUUUGCCGACAUGGAAAUCAUGGACUGUAUCGAAAUUAUAGUGUUGAGAUUCCAUCAUCAAUGCUUAUUAAGGGAGAUAACUCCAUAUUUCUGACGCAGGCAAGAGGUGGAGAUGAACUCUGUGGACUUUUAUACGAUUAUUUAAGACUGGAAGCACCUGAUGAUACUCCAUCAAGUUGAACAUCUAAUUGAAUGCUCUAUUUU
Messenger RNA from Cucurbita moschata (crookneck pumpkin), 588 nucleotides. RefSeq lists its product as uncharacterized. NCBI's taxonomy places the organism in Eukaryota, Viridiplantae, Streptophyta, Magnoliopsida, Cucurbitales, Cucurbitaceae. The transcript is spliced from 2 exons. The record is from RefSeq and is a predicted model, not a curated record. Bases 241 to 564 code for a protein of 107 amino acids.